This is a messenger RNA of Spinacia oleracea (spinach), 1206 nucleotides long. RefSeq lists its product as uncharacterized. Gene Ontology annotation, biological process: regulation of DNA-templated transcription. NCBI's taxonomy places the organism in Eukaryota, Viridiplantae, Streptophyta, Magnoliopsida, Caryophyllales, Amaranthaceae. The record is from RefSeq and is a predicted model, not a curated record. The coding region runs from base 53 to 1096 and encodes 347 amino acids. The transcript has 2 exons. Gene Ontology annotation, molecular function: DNA binding.
UAACACAUACUACUACGUAUACGUAAUUAAGACUUACUAGUAACAAACAAAAAUGCAUAAUCUUCCACCAGGUUUUGUGUUUGAACCCACUUUUCCAGAAAUAUUAACAACUUUUCUUCCCCAAAGGUUAAUUUUCGGCCUCGAAUCCUUACUUGACUACCAAGGUAUCAUAUCAGAGAUCGAUCUUUAUGGAGACAAGACACCCGAAGACAUAUUCGAAAACUCAGAACAGAAAGAAUUCUACUUUUUUACGAAGUGUAAGGGUACCGGUAAAAGGAUGCAGAGAGAAAUCGCCGGAAAAGGAUGUUGGACGAGUAAAAGUACAACAGAUAAUUGCGUAGUGGAGAUCGAAGGGAAGGAGAGAAGAGUUGGGACAAAAAGACAGUUUAAAUUUCAAAAUUCAGAAAAUAAUCCAUGCAAAGAUUGUAGUAUUUCUUGGAUUAUGCAUGAGUAUUUAAUUGACAAAGAUUAUAUUAAAGACGUAGCCCUAAACUGCAACAAAUAUGAUAUAAACAACGAGGACAUUAUUGCAUUCUGCCAUGUUUACAAGAAAAAUGAGCCAAAAAAAGUAGUGAUGAAAAGGAAAAGUUUGCAAUUCCCAGAGGAGGGAAUUAACAAGAAGAUUUGCAUUGAGGCCAAACACGGAUUUCAAGAUGAUAAUAAUAAUAAGGAGAUUAAUUAUAAAGAGGGUGAUAAUGAUAAUAAUGAUAUUAAUUAUCAGUUCAUUACAACGACAUUGGAUAAUGUUGCUAGUCUUGAGUUCAACAACAACAACAACAACAACAACAACAACAAUGUUCAUAUUAAUAAUGUUGAUGAAGAUAUGGAUGAAACACUCAACAUGAUUGAUUUCUCGUCGGAAAUCGAUUGGGAUAUUAUCAUCAACAACAACAAUAUUAGUAUGAAUGAUGAUUCUAACUUCGAGAGAGUCUUAUCGAAUGAAGAAAAGAGGUACUUGAAUUAUGAUAAUGGGUUCAUUGGUGCUUGUUUUGAUGAGAACAACAACGACAACAACAACAACAACAACAACAACAACAACAAAGGUGAAGAUUGGAACAAAUUCAUAAACGAUGAUGCGCGGUUGCUACAGAAUUGAAUAGCUUGGAUUUAGCAUGUUCACUUUUUUUUUGUUUGUUACACUUAUUCAUUAAUACAAAGACAGUUUUGAAUAUACUUGAUACAAUUUAAUUGUGCAUUCUCUUUAAU